Messenger RNA from Portunus trituberculatus (swimming crab), 1777 nucleotides. Its product is annotated as agrin-like. The transcript has 8 exons. The coding region runs from base 171 to 1046 and encodes 291 amino acids. Gene Ontology annotation, biological process: multicellular organism development; cell differentiation. The record is from RefSeq and is a predicted model, not a curated record. Lineage: Eukaryota; Metazoa; Arthropoda; Malacostraca; Decapoda; Portunidae. Gene Ontology annotation, molecular function: protein binding.
UGUAUAAAUAAGAAUGCCGGAGAGAAAGAGAGAUAGAGAGAGUGAGAGAGUGAGAGAGAGAAUUUUCCCAGCAGUCGACCCAGCCUCCGUUUUCUCCCACUGCGAAGUUACGAGACUGAGUGAAGCAGUCUCGCUAACAUUCGAAGCAGAGACCGAACACCACCGAUGCAAUGGCUGGCACACUCCCUCUGCUCCUCCUCUUUGUCGCAGCUCAACUCCCUAGUUUAAUGGGACACUGCCUCCUCCGCUGUCCUUACAACCCCCACGCUUACUAUGUUUGUGGGACCGAUGGAGUGACGUACAAUAGCGAAUGUGAGCUGAAGAGGAAGGCUUGUGUGGAGGCCAUGAAAGGCAACCCCAUCGCUUUGGCAUACUCCGGCCGCUGCAGGCAACAUGGCCACUAUCCCUCGCCGUGCCCUCCGUGUCCCUAUGAGCCUUACAGACCUGUGUGUGGCUCGGACGGCAAGACUUAUGGCAGCAGGUGUGAGGUGCAGAGGCUUGUGUGCACCGAGAACAGAUAUGUAACCGUGGUGAAGGAAGGGCCUUGCUACGGCCAGGGGAGUUCCCAAGGGGGCGGCCAGGUGGGGAUAACGCUUCCCGGUGGCCUGGAGAUCAGCUUCAACCGUUGCAAGAAGAACUGCCGCAACCACCCCAACGCUGAGGUGUGUGGGAGCGACGGAGACACCUACAGGAACAAGUGUGAACUCGAGAAAGCUUCCUGCAAACAUCAUCACCUCUAUAUCGCCCACAAUGGACCCUGCAAUAACUACGGCGGGGGAGACGGAGGGGACCAUUGCAAUCCAUACAAGAAGUGCCACCCCUUUGGUCCGCAAGUGUGUGCCUCCAACGGCUUUGUUUACCACAACAGGUGUGAGCUGGAGAAAGUUGCUUGCGUCGACCGAAGAGUCUAUGAAGUGCCUUGCCACGCUCCAGCCAUCCACCCACCACCACAUGUCAUCCCACCACCACAUGUCCACCCUGUAGGCUCACACACCCACCCUGAGGCUCAAACACCCACCCUGGAGGCUCAAACACCCACCCUGUAGGCUCACACACACACCCUGCAAGCUCACACACCCACCCUGUAGCUCACACAUCCACCCUGUAAGCUCACACACCCAGCAGGGGGGCUCACAUCCAGGCAGUUCCCAGGGGUCUCAUGGCACUGGAUCCCUUUAUGAAAAACCUGCAAAGCCUCACCCUAGCCUGCCUGAGAAGCCCCACAUCACCCUGCCAGGCUCUCCGGGGGGCCACUAUGAGACCCCGAACAAGCCCCACAUCACUCUACCCGGAGGUUCCAGCGGCGGUUCCUACGACAAGCCUGCCAAGCCCCACGUGACGCUGCCAGGGGACAAGGCCGGGGCACCGAGAGAGACACUCCAAGAACACCAGGUAAGAUCGACGCUGGGAGAUGAAGUGGAGGAAGUGGAGGAGGUGGAGGAGAGAGGACGGGUGGAGAAGACAUCAGACACUUCGCUGGAAGACGCCUCCAUUUAGCUUCCACAACCUCCACACGUACCCAUGACGUCACAAAGCAGCCAGCCAAUCAGCAUCGAGAGCUCCAGCCAAUCAGGGUGAAGAUGCUGUGACGUCAUGAGAGUGUGGACCAAUGGGAAGGCGAGUUGGCGUGACGGCUGUUGAUUUUUCUCCUCCGUGACUUUAACGGACUAACCAAUUAACGUGUAUUUAUUUAUCGAUUUAUCUUGUUAUUGUUUGUUGAGUUUUGAUGUUAAUUGUUAUUGUGUGUAGUAGUGAAAUAAAGUAAUCGUGAACGAAA